UUAAAGCAGCAAGCCCCUCCUCCGCAAAGCUGAGCAGAGGAGCCGAGUGAUGCUGGCAGGAGCCUGAGCUCCACGAUAAACUCUGGCAUCAGCUCCUCUUCAUCCGGCAGUCAGCGAGGACACAGUGAGGGGUGCAGGGGCAAAGAGAGAGACGGAGACGGAGGAAGAGUGACAGGGACGGAGGGAGCAGGAGAGAGAGAAACCAGAGACAGACAGAUAAUAACAGGCCAAAACACUGAGAGGGAGAAGAGGUCACAAGAAUAACAUGCUGCUUUUUCCUCAGUGUGCAGCCUACAGAUGCGGGUGAACGCUGACUGGAAUGACGGGUGGCAGCGCGUUUACGGCAGCGGGAUUGUCUGAGUGACGGCAGCGGCCACAUCACAAUCCGAAGUAGGAGUUCUCCUCGCCUCCCUGGCUCUUAGUCAUCUUCUGCCUCCUCUCUCUCCUUUUCCAGAGUGCUAUCAGGGCCAUUCAUCGCUCCCAUCUCAUGCCCCCUGCCUCCUCCUCCUCCUCCUCCACCAUAGCUCCAUCCUCCACUUGUACUCCUCCUCUGAUGAGCCACAACCUCAGAGUGAAAUAACCCUGCUGGAGCUUCUCUCUUUGUCAAGACAGUGCCAUGUGCAGUUGGCCAGCGCAGCCCGUGGCAGUGGCAUCGCCCUGGAUUAGGCGAGAAUCUCUCCCCCCAGUUCCUUCGCCGGGGCUUCAUCGGGAAGCUUUCAGGGGAUUUAUCCUGUGCUGCCGGAUGGCACAGAGAUCCCUACCUCUCUGAAGAGACUCUUUGGAGAAAACUAACUACAUGGAUAGGAAGUAAAAUAAUUAUCCAAUCACAGCACAAGCAGGCAGACUGGGUUCCCUUAGCAACAACUGAAGGAGACAAGAGAAUCCUUUUUUUUCUCUUUCUAUUCCCUUGGUUUUUUGGGCACACCCCUGUGGACCGCCUUGGGUCAGUGUUUUGGAAGAGGAGUUGGAGAGGGAUGUUGCAUAAGACGAUCUCCCACCCGGAUUCCAGGGGAUGGCGUUCAUUUGCUUUCCGCCCUCCCCUGUUCGUAUGUCUCACUGGCACCAUGAUCAUUUUCUAAUCCUUCCACAAAUUGUCAUCACAAGUCACGUUCUGCUGGCUUAGAAAUCAAUUCAUCCUGAUCCCAUAUCACCUGGAAUGAGCUCUGCAUUUAGGAAAGGGGGGUAGAGAGAUUGGACGCUGCGUGAAAAGAAAACAACCCGCUCCUUCACCUCAGAUCUUUCAUGGACAAAAAAUGAGAGGUUAGACCAUCGCCUGUGAAGAGAAUGGAUUUGAGGCAAAGUUCAUUUUGAUUUCUGAGGAGAAUUGUAUUUUUUUUUUCCUGAGGGAAAGAGGAAUAUUCCCUUUUUUCCAAACAGAAUCCAUCAUUUAUCUUUUUAUAGACAGCAUCCCUCACUGGGGGACUAUAUUUAGACGGCAAAUCCUGGCCCCUCUGGCUCGCAAGAGAAUAGAAAAAGUUUAUUGUGAAAACUGACCCACAGUUGGGAUUUUAUAUUUUUCUAUUGAGGUUACAGCCUAUGAAACUUACUGUAGAAAAGGGUAGAAGUGAACCUCUUCGCUGCUCUUACUUUUCUAUGUCAGUCUGAGCUGAUGUCACCAGGUUUUGCAGGUGAAAAGGAUUGUACAGGAAUGGAAAAGUCUACUCCCUGUAUAGACGGGUGUUUUUAAAAUAGCUCCUCCCUGGGAACAAUUUCAAAUAUACACACUGACACAUGAGAUGAGUUGGCUCAACUUGGUUAUGUAAUAGUUCCAUACAAGCCUCAGCACAUGUGUUUUUCUUUCGCCUUUUUCAAUGGAUUUACUCCUUUCAACUUUUCCCAUGCCGACUUUCUCUUCGUCUGGGGGAGGGUCUGCCAGAAGGCAUGGAUGUCAGAGCGUGACCCUAUGCCAAGUGUGCGGGCGAGGCAAGGCGUUUCGGCUGCCCAGGUGCUUUUAAGAUGUUGAGGUCUCCCUGCGUGGCCGGGGCCCCUGUUCGGAUCAGUAGCACUGAGGCUCCUUGUAGCCAAAGACAUGGACCCCGACUCGGCUCCCCCACGCCCUCAGCCUGUUGGCCACUGGCCCCACAUUGCUUUGUAAAGGAUGUCCCUCAGCAGAGCUCCGGCCCGGGACACCUCUGAGACCCCCAGCCCGAGAGAACGCAUCCGCAGCCACAUGAAGAUGGUGAUUGACCAGCUGGAAGGCAUUCUCAAGGAGCUCAAGGAUGUGGCCAAGGAACUCCGGGAGGUGGUGGGUCAAAUUGAUAAAUUAACUUCUGACUUUGACUUCGACCUGGAGCCAGAUGACUGGACGGUGGCCACAGCGAGCAGCACAUCCAGCAGUGAGCGGGGUUUGGGAGAAGCCUUCAGGCUGGACUUUCUCAAUGCAGAUGUGCUUUCGGACAGCUGGGAGUUCUGCAGUUACCUAGAGGCUGCUGGUGCAGCUGCCCGCAGAUCUAGCGAACAACCGGGGGAUCUACAACAGGAGCUGAGCCAGGGAUCUAUCCCAACCCAGACACAGACCCCCACCCCACCCCCCACCACUGCCUCGGUCUACUCUCAGAUGAAUGGUGGGCUUCCUAUCCCCAAUGGGCCUCGCAUUAUUACUCCAGACUCCUCCAGCGAGGAGGCCAGUAGCUCCACGUACAGCCAAAAGACCUCCCGUACGUCUGGCACACGGGAAAGAGUCCGUUUCAGUGACAAAAUUCUCUACCAUGCGUUGUGCUGCGACGAUGACGAAGAGGAGGAGCAGGAGGACCUACGGGAGGACAAGAGUGGCUGCGCUACGCCGGACAGCGAUACAGAGCCAGGCUCGAUCGCUCCUAAGCGUUCUUCCUCCGAGCACUCGCUCCUGCAUAACUGUCUGGAACCUUCCUACAGCUCCUUGCCAGCAAAGGCGAUGACAGGAGCUCACACACUACCCAGGAAAGGUCUCUUAAACCCCGGCUGCCGCAAAAAACUGUUACGAAAUAGCAGCACACAAACUGUCUCUGACAAGAGCACUCAAACUGUACUGCCCUAUAUUCCAACCAAACAGAAAGCAAAGGACCACUGAGGAAGCAGACAAAUCUCAUGAAGAGAACUGUGCAUUAUUUAAUAUUAAAUACAUAGCUCAUAGAUUAAUACACAAAUAAAUAAAUUACUAAAUAAAUAAAUGAUAUAUGGAAAAUCUCUUGACUAUCCAAACUCAUUCUGUGGCUCAGGGAAAUCCAAAAGCAAUCGAACAAAAUCCAACAAUAAAGCAAAGGUUGCAGGUCAAUAAAAAAAUCUAUUCGUACUCAGGUUAAAACAUAAUAAAGGAACUUGAAGAGAGGGAAAUGACCAUCUGAUUGUUUACUGAAUUUUAAAGUCAUUUGUAUUAAAGUCAGUAAAAUAUGUAUAUGAUUCCCAAGCAAAAC
Fundulus heteroclitus (mummichog) is the source of this 3392-nucleotide messenger RNA. RefSeq names its product inhibitory synaptic factor 1 (gene insyn1). The transcript is spliced from 3 exons. The record is from RefSeq and is a predicted model, not a curated record. Lineage: Eukaryota; Metazoa; Chordata; Actinopteri; Cyprinodontiformes; Fundulidae. Gene Ontology annotation, biological process: inhibitory postsynaptic potential. Gene Ontology annotation, cellular component: postsynaptic density. Bases 2099 to 3049 code for a protein of 316 amino acids.